This is a messenger RNA of Babesia ovata, 576 nucleotides long. RefSeq names its product ribosomal S16. Gene Ontology annotation, biological process: mitochondrial translation. The record is from RefSeq and is a predicted model, not a curated record. Gene Ontology annotation, molecular function: structural constituent of ribosome. Gene Ontology annotation, cellular component: small ribosomal subunit; ribosome. Lineage: Eukaryota; Apicomplexa; Aconoidasida; Piroplasmida; Babesiidae. The coding region runs from base 1 to 576 and encodes 191 amino acids. The transcript is spliced from 3 exons.
AUGGGCAUCCGAGGCCGAAGGUUCUUGAAGUUGGUCGUUGCUAAUCAGCGUGAUCCUCGGGAUGGCAAACACAUGGAAGUUUUGGGCAGUUUGCAGCGCCGUCCAUUGAACCCGAUUCCAUCAGCCAUAGACGAGACACAUGACAGUCUUUGCGAGAUCCGACUACGCUUCAGUCGCGUGAAGUUUUGGCUGGGUGUGGGCUGCGAGAUGGGAAUCCCAGUGCAGAAUGCACUCGCUCACGCUAACUUGAUUCCUCCUCCUCCACCCAGGUAUGGCUUACGCACUAAAGGCCACUAUCAUCUGUUAUCGCAAAUAGUAGAGCGCCGUGCUCAGAUGCAUGCCGAACAGGUCAAAGCAUUCCUUAACCUUGACGACCCAUUCAUUGUCGACGAAGCAGCACGUCCGCAACCGCCAGAGCCAGAGGAAUCCCCCGCACGAACUGUAGCUGCGGCCUUGUAUCCACCUGAAAUGCGAGCCCAAAUGAGGACUCCCGUGGAAUCGGAUCCACUAGAGGUAUUGGCCAUUUCCCCCACUUCAGAACCUCGUUUUCGCAUGCUAAUCAUGCAGAGUACGUAG